CCAUCGUGUAUUCAAUUGCUUCGCUUUCAACGAGUGAGAAUGGCAUAAUGCCUCUGAUUUAAACGAAAAUUCAAGUGCUGAAUUAGCACCAUUCUUUAACUAAUUUAUUUUCUAUUGGCAACCUUCUGCGAUGUAAAGAAAACAUUAAAUAUAGUUGCAAACACGAUCAUAUAUAAAAAAAAUUGGCUAUACAGAACAAUGAAGCUACUCGCUUGUGUGAGCUUUUUGGCCAUAAGCGCAUCCGCAUAUGCGCUACCUCCAUUUCUGACGGUGCUUUAUGCAAACAUAGUUCCAUCUGGCUGGAACCCUAUAUUCUUGGGGCAUAAAAUAGCUCUGGCCUUAACUCCCUGCGAUCCCAAAAACCAUCCAACGUCUUUUACAUAUAAAUCUGAUUCCGAAUGCUUAAAAAGGUGUUCUGGUCAUUGCCUAAGUUGCAACGGAACAUGCAUUUUUGGAAGCCAAUGUGUAUGCGCAGCUUCGAUAUAUUGCGUGUAUGAUCCCAAUAGACCUUUGACACAAUCAUGUCAACCUAUUGAGAAUUUUACCAAACCCGAUUGGAAGUUCAUACCGACCGAUUGAUAAUGGCCAGCCUUGCUGAUAACAACCAAUCUUAUAGUAAUGUCUUUCUCAUAGUCCGUCAAUCCAAAAGAUCUCUAUCAAGGACGGUAGAGAACUUUAACAAAGGUUUGUUAAAAAUUUGAUUGGCAAUUAUCGAGCAUUAGAUAACAAAAGAAAAACAAUAAACUUUUCUAAACAAUACCAUUUCUGAUUUCAUAAAUAUAUUGUUAAACGUCCUAUAAGUCAUUUUAAACUCGACUAAUGUUGGAUGAGAAACUGAGAAAUUUUGAAUCUUUUGUUAAUAUCUAUUAAAAAAAAUAAUUUACUGCUUGCAAUUUUAUAUCACUUCUCUUUUUUUUUUAAAUAUUAAAUAAUUGAACACAUAAAAAAAACCCCAAGUGACUUUGUACCUUGAGAAUGCGUAAAAAUAAAAAUAAAUUAUUAACAGACUAUUAAA
Messenger RNA from Drosophila elegans, 1015 nucleotides. RefSeq lists its product as uncharacterized. Lineage: Eukaryota; Metazoa; Arthropoda; Insecta; Diptera; Drosophilidae. The coding region runs from base 199 to 579 and encodes 126 amino acids. The record is from RefSeq and is a predicted model, not a curated record. The transcript is spliced from 2 exons.